Molecule: messenger RNA, 1589 nt
Organism: Brassica napus (rape)
Lineage: Eukaryota; Viridiplantae; Streptophyta; Magnoliopsida; Brassicales; Brassicaceae
Exons: 2
Coding region: 23-421 (132 amino acids)
Source: RefSeq, a predicted model, not a curated record
GUUUUGAGUAAAACUUUGUCCUAUGUUCUAUUAUCCAGUCUACUUCAACAGCCAUGACGUGGAGGUUCUCAAGCGUACCACCGGCUUUCCCAUGCUUACCAAGGAUAAGCUACGCGAAAGAAAUGUUUUCGAUACGCUAAGAGACGAUUUUGUGGCUUGUUUCGGGCAAUGGAACUUCGAACCAGCGGAUCUAAACAUCACUGAAGAAAGCUCUGUCCACAUCUGGCAUGGGAAGGAAGACAAAGUCGUCCCGUUUCAACUUCAAAGAUGCAUUCUCCAGAAGCAGCCUUUGAUCAACUACCACGAGAUCCCUCAAGGCGGACAUCUCAUCGUCCACUACGACGGCACUUGCGACGCGAUUCUACGCUCUCUAUUGCUCGGUGAAGAACACAAAAUGUACAAACCAGUUCUUGAUUCUUGAUUCAAAACUGCGACAAUGACAUUAACAUUAAUGUAUAUAAACUGUGUGUUUUGAAUGAAGUAAAUGGAUUAGCAAAAGUUGUACAAAAUGAUAAGCAGAUGAUCAGAUACUACUCGGAUUAUUAUCAUUAUCACUGAUCAGACGAUCGAAACGUCGUGAAUCGUUUGAAACGAGCCUCAACAGAUCAACCGCCUUCUUCCUUCCUUUAUUACUCCCGCUCUCAGCAACGUACACGAUCCCUUCCAUAGCUCCUUCAUCCGCACCAGACGCAACCGCAGACGCAACUUCCGAACGCGCUUCGUCCCCGCCGCACCUCGCUAAAUUCAAAAGCGCGCUGACCGCGUUCUCCUUGAUCCGAAGGCUCGAGCCGGUGCACGGAUCCAGCAGAUCCGCCAGCACGCUGGCUCCGGAGACUCUCCUCAUCCCUUCCUCGCUCUCCUCGCACCCGGCGACCUGCGCCAUAACCGCCGUCGCGUCCUCCACGAUCCCGCACCGCGAGUCCUUCACGAUGAGGGAGAAGAGAGCCGGGAUCGCGCCGAGGGAGAUCAUCGUUGAUCUGUUCGCCGGGCAGAGAGCGACGGCGAAGAGCGCCUUCAGCGCGUCUUUGAUCGAUCUCGGGUGCGAGUCUUGGUACCUGAUGACGUGGAUGAGAGAGAAGAUGAUGUCUCGUUUCGAUCCGACGACGGGGCGGUAAGACUCCUCCGCGAUCAAUAGGCUGUAGAUCGCGGCGGCGGAGGACUGGACCGCGGCGGGGGAGGUGGUGGUGUCGUGGUGGCGGAGCGCGUGGGAGAGCGCGUCGAGCAGGCCGCGAGAGGACAUGAGGGGUUCGCGGGAGGUGAUGGAGAGGUUGAGGAGGGUCGCGGCGGCGUUUUCCUGGGAGGAGGGGGAGGAGGAGUAUAGAGUCUCGGCGAGGUAGGGGAUGGCUCCGGCGUCGGCGAUGAUGGGACGGCUUUCGGGGUCUUGUUUGGAGAUGAGCCUGAGCUCGGCUAGAGCGGCGGCUCUGGUCUGCUCGGAGACGGAGCUGAGCUUGGAGACGAUGGUUUCUAUCGUUCUGCGCUUUGCUGUUUCCAUGGCGAUGCUAUCAAUCUCUCUGUAUCUCCUUACAAAACCUGGUUUGACUUUUGUUGAACAAAGUCACUUUGCAUUAAUUAACAAGUUAGUUGGAAUA